This is a messenger RNA of Salvia miltiorrhiza (redroot sage), 529 nucleotides long. Its product is annotated as triacylglycerol lipase OBL1-like. Gene Ontology annotation, molecular function: triacylglycerol lipase activity. Gene Ontology annotation, biological process: lipid metabolic process. Bases 23 to 529 code for a protein of 168 amino acids. The record is from RefSeq and is a predicted model, not a curated record. The transcript has 3 exons. NCBI's taxonomy places the organism in Eukaryota, Viridiplantae, Streptophyta, Magnoliopsida, Lamiales, Lamiaceae.
UUAAUUAAUAUCAUCAAAUCAUAUGGAUGUUGAGAAACCCCAAAAGUAUCUUUCAUUGAAGCCUGGGCGCACCAACAUCCUGGGCAUUUUUCGUGUUCUAUCAUCCCAUGAUUACACAGAAGAAUGCAGAGAUUUCAUAGAGUCGGCGGAGGUGAAGGAAGAAGAAAUGGUUGAGCAUAGAGUGGUUGUUUUUGCGUCAAUCUUGGCGCAGAAACUGCUUCAAUAUAGCGCUAAGCCCCUCUCCUUGCUGGGCUCAGGAUUGGAGAUGUGCUUCAACAUUCUAUGUAAUAAUACUAAUUUCAACGUCUUCUUCCACAACUUGCUCAGAGGGAAGGUGGUGGUGCCGAGUGAAAAAUCUGCUAGUUUUGUAUCAAUGAUUGGUAUUAUGGAUAAGAGGGUGGAUUUGGACAACAACGUUGAAAGAGGAACUAACAAAUACUUUGCAUCUCUCUGUGCAAUCGCAUCAAAAUUAGCCUACGAAAAUGACCAUUACAUCCAAACCAUAGUUGAAAAUACAUGGAAGUAUUAA